AUGGCUGCCGCGAAACAGGUCAACAUUGCCAUCAUUGGCGCUGGCGGGGUAGGAAAGUGCUUCCUCGGCCAGCUCGAGACGCUCGCCCAGCGCAGACCCAGCCCCAAGCUCGUCCUCACCUACAUCAGCACCAGCAAGAAGGCUAUCUACAACUCGGACUAUGCCGCUAUCGCCAUCAACGAUGUCUCCUCCAAGCUCGCCUCCUCCUCCCAGGCUCCCCUCGCCCCUCCCAAGUUGAUCGAGUACCUCAAGUCCUCCGGCUCCAAGACCGUCCUCGUCGACAACACCAGUUCCCAAGACGUCGCCGACGCCUACCCACUCUUCCUUGGCAAUGGCAUCAGCAUCGUCACUCCCAACAAGAAGGCCUUCUCUGGCUCCUACGAGCUUUGGCAGGAGAUCUUCAGCGCUGCCGAGCAGUCUGGCGCCAAGGUCUACCACGAGUCCUCCGUCGGUGCCGGUCUCCCCGUCAUCUCGACCCUCAACGACCUUGUCAACACCGGUGACGAGGUCACCAAGAUCGAGGGCGUCUUCAGCGGCACCAUGUCCUUCCUCUUCAACUCUUUCGCCCCCACUCCGGCAAGGGCGGCCAAUGGUCCGCCGAGGUCAGGAAGGCCAAGGAGCUCGGUUGAGUCUCCCACCUCGUUCCCCGUCCAGAGCUUGAUCCCCAAGGAGCUCGAGUCUGUUGCCACCGGUGAUGAGUUCCUCGAGAAGCUCCCCGCCUUUGACUCUCAGAUGGAGGAGACAAAGGCGGCGGCUGAGAAGGAGGGCAAGGUGGUUCGGUUUGUGGGCAGCAUCGACGUCGCCUCAAAGCAGGUCAAGGUUGGACUCGAGAAGUUCGAUCUCUCCCACCCCAUUGCGGCGCUGAAGGGCAGCGAUAACAUCAUUAGCUUCUAUACUAAGCGGUACGGAAGCAACCCCUUGAUCAUCCAGGGCGCGGGCGCCGGUGGUGAAGUCACGGCCAUGGGCGUCACCAGCGACCUCAUCAAGGUGCUCUCUCAGGUCGCUUGA
Molecule: messenger RNA, 1008 nt
Organism: Podospora anserina S mat+
Lineage: Eukaryota; Fungi; Ascomycota; Sordariomycetes; Sordariales; Podosporaceae
Exons: 3
Coding region: 1-1008 (335 amino acids)
Biological process (GO): L-homoserine biosynthetic process; aspartate family amino acid biosynthetic process
Molecular function (GO): NADP binding; aspartate kinase activity; homoserine dehydrogenase activity
Source: RefSeq, a predicted model, not a curated record